AUGGCUGAUACAUCUGUCGAACAAACCUUAGGUAGUGAGCGAAGUCAUGCCUCACAAGAGCCACCAAACAUAUCCUCAAGCAAUGACAGCUCGAACGUCGGCCCCAAAGCAUUUGACGCUUCUUCUCCACCCACUGGAAUAGGUUAUAAGGCAACCUCUGCACUUCCAGCGCGAAUGCAGACCGAAGCAGGCUUCUACAAGACCUUCAUUGUUGAGGUCGUCAUCAAUGGAGUAUAUGACCAAGCUGGAAACUCCAACAAGAUCAAGAAGCCAAACUGGCCGCGGGGAAACUUUGAGUACUUGUACUCUCCAGGCAGAGAUGUCCUGGGAACCUUUGCCAGUACUUCAGUGUUCUACAAUGACACUGAAGAUACUAGUGGUAGCACGUACAUUGACUCACCAAGCCCGUUUGUCCACAAAGAUGGGCAGAUUACAUACAAGUGGUACAAGGAAACAGACCAGAAUGCCUACCUGGUUUUCAACAUCAAGUCCCAUAAGUACAUUUUCAUAGAUCCAACGCUGCCCAUCAGAGCACUCUAUUUCCCCCAAAUCUUCCAGGACCCCAGCUAUCCAGGCUUCAGCAGAGUCGGGACCAUUCAGUUUCACAAGUUCUCCGCGCAAGGCUUGACCCUGAAGAACUACUGGGACAAUGAGCCUAUUCAUUUAGACAUCACCAACGGCCGGGGACUGGGUUACUCUGGAGCAGCUCUAUGUUUGAAUGUCCAGUCAAUAAUGGCGGCUUUGUGCAUUCCAGAGGAUAGAGCCGCCCGCCGCGCCGAUGGCACACAUAUCUGUUUUGACUCUAUCUGGCUCCUUCGUGAAGCAGCCUCGCUCAACGCGGUAGACGACUCCGUUAGUCAGUGGGACUCGGGAGAUUUCCACAGAAAGGGCAAUGAUUGGACGUCGAUAAAUGAAGGGAUUCGCUUCGUGUAUGCACCUCUUGAUAAAUCUGCUUGGUCAACCUUUGUCAAGCAAAUUGUCGGAGCUUGGCUGGGUCUGAUUCCUAUCAUGGGCCCUCUCUUAGCACUAAACUGGGACAUCAUAUACUCAUAUUUGGAUGACCCUGCAGGGUUCGCCAACUAUGCUCAUAUCGGUAAAGAAUGGUUGGCUAUCUUGAAGUUCCAGGCAGCGGAACUUAAGAAGGCAAUCAAGUAG
Molecule: messenger RNA, 1155 nt
Organism: Fusarium subglutinans
Lineage: Eukaryota; Fungi; Ascomycota; Sordariomycetes; Hypocreales; Nectriaceae
Exons: 1
Coding region: 1-1155 (384 amino acids)
Source: RefSeq, a predicted model, not a curated record